UACACCACCACGGCGGCACGGCUUACAGAUUACAGCGAACUAUAAAAGUGCAAGUUCGUUGUGGUGGUUCGUUGCUUACUGCUUAUUAUUAUUAUAUAUAUUUUAGGAAAGUACCUACAGCCAACAGGUUUCCGUUCGGUUAUUUUUAACUUCCGUUGGUUAAUUUUACAUAGACGAUUAUUAUUUUAAUGCCUAACCAUCAUAAGUCUUAACUGUCAGUUUCUUGCCGGUGCACCUGUAUUGUGUUUCGAUUUGACACCGACAAAGGAUAAUAUAUUAUUCUAUUUUUUAAAACACCAUCAGUCAUGGAUUCGGAGAUACCACAUCAUUUAUUAAUCGUUAUGGUCCACUCAUUGGUGGUGGAUGGUGGCGACCCCAAAUUAAAAAGUGACGUACUACAACAUCUACUAUCUCUGACGGCUGACAAAUAUAAAGAAAACAAAGUAAUCGUGGAUAAUAUUGACGAAUUGCUUAGAGGACUUUUCAAAGUUUUGGAAACCGACAGAGCCAAUGCCAAUACAGCCUGUUUGUGUUUGGUCAAUAUUUCGUCUAAAGAAAAUGGUCUGAAAAAAAUAAUGUUAUUUUUAAACAGUAACAUUGGUUCAAAUGGCUCGGGAAUCAUAUCAAAAAUAACACAAUAUAUUGAUCAACAAACACCAGAGAUUGCUAGUUCAGUAUUGAAGCUGUUGUGCAACCUGACGCGUGAAAAAAAUCAUGCCAUUCAAGUGUAUGAAGCAUUUGGAGAUCAAACCACAACAUUAGAAUCGUUUAUGAAGCUGUUCAUCACCCGAGAUGUACAACAUGAAACAAAUUAUGAUUAUAUUUCAUAUUUAUUAUCAAAUUUAUGUCAGUUACAUGAAGUAAGAAUGUGGUUAAUGAAUAAUGAUAAUUUACAAAAAUUAUUUCCAUUUUUAAAUUUAAACAAUUCACUUCGAAGAGCUGGUGUCAUCAUGACUAUAAAAAACUGUUGCUUUGAACUAGAAAAGCAUGAAUGGUUAUUAAGCGAGGAUUUAGAUUUGUUACCUCGCCUUCUUUUACCACUAGCUGGCCCUGAGCAGUUUGAUGAAGAAGAUAAUGAAAAACUACCAUUGGAUUUACAAUAUCUACCUGAUGAUAAAGAACGUGAACCAGAUUCAGAUUUACGGUUGGCACUGUUACAAGCUUUGACUCAGUUGAGUGCUAAAAGAAAAUGCAGAGAAAUAAUCAGAGAUCAAGGAACUUAUCUUAUUUUAAGGGAACUUCACAGAUGGGAACCCAAUAUGGAAUUGAAAUUAGUAUGUGAAAAUCUAGUGGACAUUUUAAUCAAGACUGAAGAUGAAAUAGGCACAGAUAAUUUCCAUGACUUAGAAGUACCUGAAGAUUUAUUAGACAAGUUUAAAAAAAUGGAUGAAGCGUAUUUAAGUUGACAUCAAUUCCAAUAUAAUUUUAAUACUGUGUGUUAAUAUUUUUAGUUUUCUGAAUGUAUGUAUUUGGUUUUAUGUCAUAAUAACAUAAUAUUUCUUAUUUUAUUGAUAAUCGAUUACACAAAUUACAAACUAUACAGUAUUUGUUAAUGA
Myzus persicae (green peach aphid) is the source of this 1556-nucleotide messenger RNA. RefSeq names its product protein HGH1 homolog. The transcript has 7 exons. The coding region runs from base 306 to 1406 and encodes 366 amino acids. NCBI's taxonomy places the organism in Eukaryota, Metazoa, Arthropoda, Insecta, Hemiptera, Aphididae. The record is from RefSeq and is a predicted model, not a curated record.